This is a messenger RNA of Bactrocera oleae (olive fruit fly), 678 nucleotides long. NCBI's taxonomy places the organism in Eukaryota, Metazoa, Arthropoda, Insecta, Diptera, Tephritidae. The record is from RefSeq and is a predicted model, not a curated record.
GUUUCGCACACAGUCUUUGAAUGUGAACUUAGUAUUUGUCUCUGAUAUAACCGAUGGAUCAUGCUUUUGUGUUUAUAAAUCGAAUUUAAACUAAUCGAUAGUUUUUGAACCAUCGCAAAUUUGUAAGGCCAACUCACUGAAGUCUUCUAAAAUUGUAUAAGUAUAGAUUUAUACAAUGUGGAUUGCAAAUAUGUUUUUAAGAUUAAUUAUUUUGAUUAGCACUUACAAUCUUGUUAUUGGUGUUAUGUUUAAUAUAAAGCCAAAUGCUCAAAAGUGUUUAAAGGAAGACAUUCAACCAAACCAGUUGGUUAAAGGAGAAUAUGAAGUGACCACUGUCCCUGGCCAAUUGAUUGACUAUAUUGCUAGAGAUACCAAAGGGCACAUAUUGUCGAAAGGUGAGCUUAUCACGAAAGGAAAAUUUACUUUUAUGUCUGAGGUCUAUGAAACCUACGAAAUCUGCUUCAUUUCAAAAGUUCCGCCACGUAAGUAGUAUUAAUAUUCGGCUUCAGUAUACCCUCCCACCAUUUUAGGGCUAAUUGGGGUAUGGUUAGAUAGAGGAUCCAGAAAAAGAAUAUAUGUAAUAAUAGCCGCCGGAAACUUAUACUGUCAGCGUCAAAAGAAAGUGUACACCUUUUUCUCAUACAUUUCACUCUUUAUUUCAAUAUAAAAAUAUUAAAU